Molecule: messenger RNA, 776 nt
Organism: Lucilia cuprina (Australian sheep blowfly)
Lineage: Eukaryota; Metazoa; Arthropoda; Insecta; Diptera; Calliphoridae
Gene: DCTN5-p25
Product: dynactin subunit 5
Exons: 3
Coding region: 114-680 (188 amino acids)
Source: RefSeq, a predicted model, not a curated record
UGUCAUUAAUCACAACAAAACAGCUGACGUAAAGAAAUAAACAAAAAUUUAGUUUGUUUCGCAGUAUUAAAUAUAAAUUUUUGCAAUUUUUUUAAUAAUUAAUAUAUAACAAGAUGGAAAUCGCCAAUACUUAUUACAGUAAAGAUGAAUAUGUAGAAACGGCUUCUGGCAAUAAGGUGAGUCGUCAAACAGUACUAUGCGGCUCACAAAAUAUCGUACUUAAUGGUAAAGUUAUAGUACAAAGUGGCUCCAUUAUUCGCGGUGAUUUGGCGAAUGUACGAACAGGACGUUAUUGUGUUAUAAGUAAAAAUGCCGUAAUACGUCCACCCUAUAAACAAUUUAGCAAAGGUAUUGCCUUCUUUCCCAUGCAUAUUGGUGAUCAUGUUUAUGUAGGAGAAGGUGCAGUAGUUUCGGCCGCUGUUAUUGGCUCGUUUGUGUAUAUAGGAAAGAAUGCCAUAAUAGGUCGUCGCUGUGUUUUAAAAGACUGUUGUAUUAUAGAGGAUGGUGCUGUCCUCCCGCCUGAGACCACAGUGGCCAGCUAUAUGCGUUACACUGCUAAGGGUACCAUUGAAGGCGGUCAGGGAAAUCCUAAUUUUGUACCUGCCGCCAUGCAAGAUCAAAUGAUGGAUUUUACCAAAUCAUUUUAUGAACAUUUUAUACGAUUGCCUCAGGCCUGCUAACUUCAAUAAUAUUGAAAAAAAAUUGCAAUUUCUAAUUUUAUGUAAUUUAUUCUUAUUUUCUCUCAAAAAUAAACCUAUUUUCUAAGAUCUAAUCUA